AUGUCUAUGGCACAAUCGGACGUCGUCGUCGCAGUUAGGGAAAUCCCUAACGAUAUGCUACAGGAAAUCCUGAUGAAGCUGCCGACCAAGGACGUGGCCCGCUGCUGCUGCGUCUCCAGGCAGUGGCGCAGCGCCCUCGGAGACCCCUCCUUCCGCAAGCUCCACGCAGCGAGCCAUGCCGCGCUCUCGGCAGAGCCCGAGUUCUUGCGCUUAUCCGGUGUACCAUGCGGUAUCGGCCAGAGCGUCAAGACCAGUGUCUUCAGCUUAUCGUCGGAUAAAUCCAUGUGCUCCAUCGCCAAGCCCGAAGGUUACGGCCUCGCCGACAUCUGCAACGGCCUCCUUUGCUUCGUGGACGAGCACGGUGCUCAGGCACCGGCGCUGGUGUGCAACCCCGUCACCGGCGAGACGCUGGAGCUUCCGGCGGCCCCUCCGCUCAGCAACAAGGAUCAUGCGUAUUUCUUUGCCUUUGGGUUCAGUCCGCCCACCAACGAGUACAAGCUCUUCCGUCUCUCUUUCCCGCUAUGCUCGUACUCCUCCGAAGAACAACGGGUGAACGUGGACGUCUACACCUUGGGUGACGCCCGCGGAUGGCGCAAAGACUCGUUCCUCUCAUCCUCUCGCCCACUAACCAGAGGAAAUGACACUUCGACGCCAGUACUGAUCGAUGGUAAACUUCACUCUAACACAAAGGGCUGGAAUGCACCCAUGUGGCAGGUGGCUGCCGGAGUGCUGGUAGUGGACGUGCCUACCGAGACGUGCCACGCCUACCCUCUCCCGGACGAUCUCGGGACCUAUCGAUACGAUAAUCCACUGGCCUUUGAGCUCAAGGGGCAGCUGUGCCUCGCCGCACACGUGCUCAACAGCUAUAAUCGCCCCAAGGCCCUCCGCUUCUGGGUCAUGGCCACGGAGAACAAGGAAUCGGACGGCGAGAAGGAGCCGCACUGGGAGUUGCGCUACAGCUUCUUCGUGCAGGUGGAACCUCCGAUCCCCAUUCGAUGGCCAUGGAGCUGUGUGUCCUGGAGUGCAUGGUUUCAACAUGAGACGCUCUUCUACACGUGCAACGACACCUUGUACAAGUAUGACACGAGGUCGUCCGUUCCUGACCACGGUCGACUGCUGCAGUGGGACAAGCAGCUCCAACGGAUACCGCCAUAUGAAUGGCUAUGGUUCAUCCAUCGGGGUUACCGUCCAACUCUGGUCUCGCCUCGCAUCUUUGAAUUACCACCGUCACAAGACGAGACGAUAAUGGACGUAUGCUCUUAA
Molecule: messenger RNA, 1263 nt
Organism: Triticum turgidum subsp. durum (durum wheat)
Lineage: Eukaryota; Viridiplantae; Streptophyta; Magnoliopsida; Poales; Poaceae
Source: the annotation of a GenBank genome assembly